AUGAAAGAUGCGGAAGAGACAUUAAGUAACCUGGAAGUGGUGACUGCAGAUGGUACACCAAAGCAGGCUACUAAUGUCUCGGCAACUGUUCAAGCUUUACAAGAGAAGCUCAAGGAACGCAGCGAUAAAGUUGGCGAGCUUGAGGAAAAGAUUGAGGAAACGAAGAAGAAGAAUGAAAAAGUUUCUAACUACCUCAGUGAUGCUCAACAUUUGCUCAGAGAAUCCCGUAAGAAUGCCGAAGAUUCGCGUAAGGCAGUUAGUGGACUGUCUACUAUGAAAUUGGAAGGACUAAUCAAAGCUUUAUCAGACGGACGUGAAAAAGCAGUUGAUGACCAUCGGAUGGUAAAAAAUCUUACGGAACAAGCGAAGGAUUCACGUGAGGCUAUAGGCAAUUCGAUGGCAAGUAUUGCUGAAAUUCGAGCGGAACUUGCCGAAGCAACUGAAACAAAGAGAAGUAAGAGGGCGACACCGUUUGAUAAGGCUUCAAUCAAUGUAAAAUUGGGAGAGUUGGAGUCCGAAGCAAAUCGGCUUAACGAGACAUUCGGCAGUACCCGGCUCGAGUCUCAGAAUGCUGUGGAAGCUGCCUCUGCGUAUGCCAACAUUACGGAAUCUCUAAAGACUGCCCGUGAGAAAUCUCAGUGGAUUAUUGACGAAAUGGCUAAUCUCAAAGAUGGACUUGAAGAAAAUAAUGAAGAUGUGAAGACUGCCUUGAAUCAAUCAGCUGUAUUGCUGCGUCAAACAUCAGAUCUGCAACAGAACACUUUGAACAGUCUGAGGAAGGAAGUUGAAGACAUGGAUAAAAAGAUUGAAAGGGUUUCUACAGCGGUGGAUGGAAUGCGCCGAAAUCUGGAAUUUAUGCGAACAUCGCUCAAAUCCCCCUUAAACGAAUCAGCAUUUGCUGACGUAGAGAAAUCAGCUGAUCAUGUGAACAGCUUACUUGUCGAUUCAGCAAAGGUUAACAUUCACCCAUUUACCCCUAUGCAACUUAAUAAAGGCCGGAUGCUCAACAUUUCAAGAGAUCAAAUUGCUGAGCUGAAAACAGCUACGGAUGCUGCAGUGUCCGAAGCGACCGAAGCGCUUCAAGGCAUUAAAACAACCAGAAGCAACGUUAAAGAGCUCUCUACUCUAGUUCCAAAUCUUCUAAACUCAUAUGACAAAAUGCGCUACUCUGCUGGAAAUCGCUCAGCAAAGGUUGAAGCAUGCAAUGACAAGCUUGUUUCUAUUAAAGAGUUAAUUGCUGUGGCAAGAGAUGCAGCUAAUAGGAUCAAACUUGGAGCACAUUUUGAGAAAGGAAGCUCUUUAGAUUUGGCUAUGCCACAAAAGGUAGCCAAAUCGGCAGCACAUACUGAUAUCUCAUUCCACUUCCGCACGGAUAAGGAUCAUGGUCAGUCGUUCUCGUUCUUCAUAAACUAG
Strongylus vulgaris is the source of this 1413-nucleotide messenger RNA. NCBI's taxonomy places the organism in Eukaryota, Metazoa, Nematoda, Chromadorea, Rhabditida, Strongylidae. The record is from the annotation of a GenBank genome assembly.